ACGCAGUCAACUUUGCACGCUCGGCUUGGUUAACGUAUUGAUACUGCAAUUGAUGUCAGUUGCCAUCAUUGCUCUUAGUUCGUCCUGCUUAGGAAGCGAAAAUAUUAGCAUUGAAACUUAGUUCCUAUGCUAGACUGAGCCCUUUCUCGUGGAGUUAGGACCGUCUGACGAUCGCCCACUUUCCGCCUUAAUUUUUGUAUAAAGUGGUCGUAAUUUGCAGUUUUCAUUGUCACGGUUUCAAGAUAAGAAAAAAAAAACGCGUCAAGGUUGUCAUUCAUGGAGAAAAGUGAUUCAGCGCUACUAAAAUAGGAAGCAAUCUCGCCGAUGGAUAGAUAUCCCCGUGGUUUUCACACGAUGACAUUACCAAGAAACCUCCAAGAAACGACACACUCAAAACAACGUGUAUCUACUGGAAACAUGAACAACUCGCACAGCUUGGUGAAAUGCGGCAAAACCUGGUCUAAACUCCUGAACAGAGACCUAAUACUAUGGCUGCUGUCGUUGUCCUUGCUCUGUCAUUUCACUUCUGGGUGUUACGUUCGGAACUGCCCGUUAGGAGGGAAACGGAGUCAACAGUUGUGUGGCGCUUGCGGCUAUCUCAGUCUAGGCAGAUGUAUGGCACCCAGUACAUGCUGUAGUCCGUCAUUUGGCUGCAUCUCCGUCGGUUCCGAGGCGGACGGUUGCUAUGAAUGGAACUCCCUGUUGACCAGUGGUUGUGAUAUUAGCGGGCCACGCUGUGUGUCCAGUCAAAGUCCUUUGGUCUUCGGAAAAUGCAUCUCCAAGCACAUGUGCUGUUCAAAAAACGGUUGUGUCCGAAGCCGCAGCUGUGCAAGACUGAGGGAUUCCUCGAAACCUGACGAACUUUCAACUGAAAGAGGAAAUGAUCAUCCGAAAAUAUUGACAAAUUCUAAUAACGCACGCCAUAUUAGUUAUGGGACCGCAGAAGCAAUUAUAGAUUCCCUGCUAUGGCGUUCUAGAGCAAAUGGCAUGAACAAGGAAAAUGAAGAAGACGACUCAAACCCAGCCUACGAAUUUGGAUUGUAACUUACUAAAAUAGAUACCAUGAUCCUGUCACAGAAAGCACUCAAGAAAUGUUCGUAAUUAGAAUUUGAUCGACAUGUUGCGUGAUUUUUACUGUUCGGACUGCAUUAAUCUGCCUUGCGUGAAGACACUAUUAUCAGUAUCUAAAACAGUACGCGAGUUUCCAAUGCAAAAUUAAUUUGUAAGAAAUGACAACAGUAUUUUUUAAGACAACCGGUCCAUUGUUUCAAGAUUAAUUUCAUUGCGAAAUAUCUGAUUUAAAAUGA
Molecule: messenger RNA, 1307 nt
Organism: Lingula anatina
Lineage: Eukaryota; Metazoa; Brachiopoda; Lingulata; Lingulida; Lingulidae
Product: vasotocin-neurophysin VT 1-like
Cellular component (GO): extracellular region; secretory granule
Molecular function (GO): neurohypophyseal hormone activity
Source: RefSeq, a predicted model, not a curated record